Messenger RNA from Hansenula ciferrii, 1845 nucleotides. RefSeq lists its product as uncharacterized. NCBI's taxonomy places the organism in Eukaryota, Fungi, Ascomycota, Saccharomycetes, Phaffomycetales, Wickerhamomycetaceae. Bases 1 to 1845 code for a protein of 614 amino acids. The transcript has a single exon. The record is from RefSeq and is a predicted model, not a curated record.
AUGAAUUUUGAAAACCAAACAGAGAUUAAUAUCGACGAUGAAAAAACUCGUUUUCUCUUUGAUCCAUGGUUCUGUAUUGAAAUACCAAACAGUUAUGCUGGAGGUAAACAUAAGAUGUUCAACCAGGGUGAUUAUCCACCAAGUUUAUUACACUCAAAUAUUGACACUUUAAGAAAUGGAGCAGUUUUAAGAUCGUUAUCAAAUUGUCCUGGUUUAAAGUCUAACCAUCGGCCACCUAGCCGUUCUGGUCUCAUAAUAGCUCGACAGAUCAUUGGCGAGAAUGCAAAUAUAGAAGGUUUUAGCAUUAAAUAUUCCCUCGAUAAAGUUGUUCCAAAACCAAGUUGGUGGUUUGGAUUAUUACCGUAUGAAAGAUAUUCAGUUAAGUUUUUCACCAAUCGCUCAAAUCUAAUGAUAGCACAGCUUAUUGGAGGUAUACGGGUUAAGAUUAGACACAUUUAUUGGAAAUCUAGAAUGAACUUUAUUUACCCUUUAAGGCUUAUCAAAGAUAACAUCUAUGAAAAGAUUGAUGGUUAUUUACAACAAAAGCUUAAUGAUGCUUCUUUUGCGUUGAAAAAACUCAUACCACCUAAAACAAAGUUUGACCUUUUCAGUCUUGGUGAUAAACCAUCAAUGUUAGGACCUUUCCCGAUAGAAAUCUGGUUAAAGAUCAUUGAACAAUCAAAUAUUGGCAAGAAAAAAGCAGUUAAUAUGAUCUAUAACUCUAUGUGGAUUGACCUUAUAGCACCAAUAUUAUAUACUAAUAUCCAUUGUUUCUUAUCUAUUAGAGAUACAUCGAUGUUGAGAAUCAAGGAUCAUGAUUUCGUUCACAGUGGUCCAAGUUUGGUCGAUUAUGGAUACAGCGAUUACAACAAGUAUGCAAGAUUGAAUAAAGUGAAGGAUCACGAGUUCGAAGUCUUGGAUCUCUAUCCAUCUUCAAAAGGAAGGAUGGAAACUUUGAUUAAUACGAAAACCUCAGAUCGUAUAGAUCAAUCUUCCAUUUCAAUUGUCUUGAAUCACAAAUCAUUACUCAAAUUGGUAAGAACAUUGAAUACCAAGAAUAGCAUCAUGAAGAAAUAUCUUAAAAAUAUCUCCUUAGAUGUAUUCGACUCUGCACCUUGUGAUUGGAUUAAUCCUAAAGACAGUAAAGAAGUUAAAGAGAGAAUUGAUACCUUGGUAAAACAUAAUCAUAAAGACAAAGAGAUUCAAGUUUUGCAGACCGAGUUAGCGAUGGCAAAAUCUGCAUUGGUUCACAUAAACGAGUUUGAUCAUGUUAAGGACAGGAGAAAGCAAGAGGAAUAUCAAGGGAAAAAGUGCCAUAAUUCUACUGAAAAACAGCACUACUUUGAGGUCGAGGACUUAUUUGGGCCUGGCCUUGGGCCCCAGCUUGUAUUUGCAAAGCAAAACUAUACAUCAGAUUUGGAUCUUUUUAAUAAGAUACUUGAGUGUUUCAUAAAUGGCUCAAGAAACAACAAAGUGAAGAAGAUGAAUGAAAAUAAUAUCGAAGAUCUUGGUAUUUUCUCUAUGCUCAAUCCACCCGAACCCAGACCCAGAGUUGCACCAUCAGGAACAUUUGCUGAAUUAGUUUCAAGAUUUCCAAUAUGGGACGAUAAAUAUCAUAAAUUGGACAUAUCAAUUGGAGAUACGAGUUAUUUGAAAAACAAGGGGGAACUAGCAGAAUAUGUUGAUGAAAUCAUUAACUCUUUUUUGGGGUGUAUUAACACUAGUUGUUCAAUAAUGAUUGUAGGUAUCCAAACAGAAAAUUUAAAUGAUCCAAUUAAUUUCUGUUCCAGAAAUUAUACUGUAUAUCUUGGCCCAGAGUUAAUCACAAUCAAUACAAAUACCUGA